Molecule: messenger RNA, 1900 nt
Organism: Cynara cardunculus var. scolymus (artichoke)
Lineage: Eukaryota; Viridiplantae; Streptophyta; Magnoliopsida; Asterales; Asteraceae
Product: probable protein S-acyltransferase 22
Exons: 9
Coding region: 1-1794 (597 amino acids)
Biological process (GO): protein targeting to membrane; peptidyl-L-cysteine S-palmitoylation
Cellular component (GO): Golgi apparatus; endoplasmic reticulum
Molecular function (GO): protein-cysteine S-palmitoyltransferase activity
Source: RefSeq, a predicted model, not a curated record
AUGAGGAAGCAUGGGUGGCAACUUCCCUACCAUCCUCUUCAGGUGGUGGCUGUUUCUGUGUUUGUGGCACUGGGAUUUGGUUUCUAUGUGUUCUUUGCCCCUUUUGUGGGGAAAAAGAUGUACCAGUAUAUUGUGAUGGGGAUCUACACUCCUCUUAUUAUAUGUGCAUUCGGCCUGUAUAUUUGGUGUGCUGGUGCUGAUCCAGCAGAUGCAGGAGUUUUCAAGUCUAAGAAGUAUCGUAAAACCACAGACAUCAAAAGGGAUAUCAGAAAAGAAGGAUCUAAACUAUCGACACCUUCAAUAAAAGAUGCAAAUGCACCAAGUAAAGACAGGAAGAGUACGGACUCAAGAACAAAAGAUUACACGUCUGAAACUGAAAAAGACUCGAAACCAUCGUCAUGUUUUAUGCCCGUUUUGGCUCUGGUUCCUUGUGCUCUCAUGUGCCACUGCUCGAGUCCAGACGAUGAGUCUUCUGAACUCCAGACAAGUGAAGAUGGCAUGUUUUACUGCAGUCUCUGUGAAGUUGAGGUUUUCAAGUACAGCAAGCACUGUAGGGUCUGCGAUAAAUGUGUUGAUCGGUUUGAUCACCAUUGCAGGUGGCUCAAUAACUGCAUUGGCAAAAGGAAUUAUACAAAGUUCUUUGCCCUUAUGGUCUCUGCUCUUUUUCUGCUUGUACUUCAAUGGUCAACUGGAAUCGUUGUAUUGAUAAGUUGUAUCCUCGACCACAAAAGAUUCAGCAUAGAAAUAGCUGCCAAGUUAGGGAGCAGUUUCACGUUAGCGCCUUAUGUAGCAGUCGUGGCAGUGUGCACUAUUUUGGCAAUGAUCGCAACGCUGCCACUCAUUCAGCUCUUCUUCUUUCACAUUCUUCUAAUAAGGAAGGGAAUUAGCACAUACGAUUAUAUCAUAGCGUUGAGGGAGCAAGAGCAUCAAGGAUUUGGAGGGCCACAAAGCCCUCAAAUGUCACCAGCUAGCUCGCUCACCGGUUUGAGCAGCGUCAGCUCCUUCAAUACUUUCCGUCAAGGAGCUUGGUGUACGCCUCCACGGCUGUUUGUUGAAGAUCAGUAUGAUGUAGUUCCACCAGAGACCAGCUCUGUUAGCUCGCUAGGGAAAAAGACUCUGGAUGAUCCCAUCAAGAAAAAGAACCCCACGGCUGUGAAGAUCAGCCCAUGGACCUUGGCUCGUUUAAAUGCCGAUGAGGUCUCCAAAGCGGCUGCAGAGGCACGAAAGAAGUCCAAGAUCCUGCAGCCAGUGUCAAGAAAGGAAGCCGGACAAAUGGGCUCCAACAGGAUCGACAGUGAUAGAAGCUUUGGGAGAAGCGACCGCCAAAUGUCCUCAAGGUUCGACAAUAACCAAAGGGUCGGAAGCCAGUGGCUCGGUGUUCCAGAUAGCAAAAAUUCGAACAACAUUGGAACACGUUUGGUGCCUCUGCAGCUUGAAGCUCGUAGUGUAUUCAGGACCAUGUCAAACUCGACUGGCAUUGUGGGUUCUUCCCCAGAUAGUAGCUUAGACUCCCCUGAUGAUCACCCGUUUAUGGGUUCUUCAGGAGCAGAUGAGACUGGGAUGCCUACAGAUCUAACGGUCUCUGGUUCACUUAAGCAGGCACUCACAAGAUCGAUGAGUGAUGGAUAUGAUGCAUCUGGUGGGGAAGAUAGCGACAGGGUCCCAUCACGGUUGGUGCAUAGAUCUGGAAACUCGAGUGCACGACUCUUUGAGGCUGAUCAGGAUGACAGAAUAGCUAGACUGAAAAUGCCUUCAUCCUCAAAAUUUAGCUACCCAAAUGAAAGAAAGAUUUGAAUCAAGUUCCUUUUUUAUUUCUUGGGUUCUCCAUAUUUCCCCAUUUCAUUACCCGGGAGUGGAGGACAAAUUGACUCAUCUAAAGGAAAGAUCGGAUUCUUAAACC